Molecule: messenger RNA, 1186 nt
Organism: Schistosoma guineensis
Lineage: Eukaryota; Metazoa; Platyhelminthes; Trematoda; Strigeidida; Schistosomatidae
Source: the annotation of a GenBank genome assembly
AUGAAUUACAGUGUAAAUAAUUUAGGAAAUACACAAAGAAAUUCCAUGCAACUUAAAGAUUCUGAUAAUGAUUUAUAUAAAAAUGUCAAUUUCAAUAACAUCAAUACUGAUUCAUUAAAUUUAAUUUCAAAGAGAACUACUCCAAUAAGAUCCAGACCUCGUUUAUUGGCUAAAUUAAUCAAUAAAAGGAAACGUGAAACCAUGCAGUUACGUAAUCCUAGAAAGAAAACGAAUAAUAAAACAAAAACUGAUCAUUCAGAUUUCUUGGGUGUGGAUUCGAAUAUGUACGAUACUCAUAAUUCAGAGAACCAUACAAUUAAUACUGAUAUAUUACCUCCAGUUACAGAUGAAGAAUUACAAGAGUUACGUUUAAAUAUUAAUCAGCGUGAAAGACAAAGAAUGCAUGAUUUAAAUUUAGCCAUGGAUGGAUUGAGGUCUGUGUUACCAUACACACAAAAUUCAUCUAUGAGAAAAUUAUCUAAAAUUGCAACAUUAUUGUUGGCAAGAAAUUACAUCUUACUUCUUACAAAAAGCUUAAAUGAACUACAAGAAAAGUUAGAUAUUAUAUCGAAAAACCCUUCAGUAUGUCAAUAUGAAUCCAUAAAACCAACUAAUCCUACUGAAUAUCCCUACCCAACUGUUUCUACUGAUUCAAUAAAAUAUUUACCAAUAGUAUCUUCAAUGAACUCAUUAUUUUCAUUAUCAACACCAAUUCUCUCGUCAUCAAUAGUGAAAUCAACUUCUUUGUCGCCUUGUUCUUCAACUUCAUUCAUUUAUCCAACAUCAACUAUUUCAAUGUUACAGUCAGUACCCAAUUCAUCUUUGUUUGUACCGUCUAGGAAUCAUCAGUACAGACACAAAAGUGAUGAACAAACCGGUCAAAUUUCUAUACCUAUACAAGAUGACAAUGAUAAAAUUAAUAUUGUAUCUAAUAAUUCUAUUUAUUCAACACUAAAACCAUUAUUUUCAUUUCUUGAUCCUAAUUUAAUGAAUAAUUUAAUAAAUGAUUGUUCUUAUAAUAAAAACAAUACCAUUCUCUUUGAUACUAAUCUUAGUAACAAUCUACAUAGCAAAAAUCAUAAUGAUUUAAUACUUGACAAUCAAAGUACACAUUUCAAGCAUUUUGAUUCACCUUCUCAUACUAUUUUAUCCAAUUAUCUAUCUAUAGAAAAAUUUACUCCAUUAA